This is a messenger RNA of Aspergillus terreus NIH2624, 4299 nucleotides long. RefSeq names its product M28 family metallopeptidase. The transcript is spliced from 4 exons. Bases 1 to 4299 code for a protein of 1432 amino acids. The record is from RefSeq and is a predicted model, not a curated record. NCBI's taxonomy places the organism in Eukaryota, Fungi, Ascomycota, Eurotiomycetes, Eurotiales, Aspergillaceae.
AUGGCGUCUCUCAAGCUAUCUCGCGCGAACCCAUUGGCUUUUACCCCAUGGCCUGUCACUGUGAUCACAUCCCUCGUUUAUCUCGCCUUGGUGAUUCCCUUACUCGUCGUCCACCAUGUUGUACCUCCGCCCCCUUCGUCGAAUCCGCGCGGCCUGGAUAUCGCCGAAGCCUGGGCUGAUCUCCAAGACCUGACUCGUGGUUUCCGGCCCUACAACUCCCAUCAGAACGACAUUGUCCACGAGUGGCUGCGGAACCGCAUCAAGGGCAUCUUGGAAGCCACGCCGUCAGAAGCGGCAUAUCGCGCUCUCGACGAAGAAAAACCCGACGUGUUCGUGUUCGAUGACCAGACAUCGAACCUGACUUUUACAGGCAACACGAUCAGUGAUGCGAACAUUGGCGUCUACUUCGAGGGAAUCAACAUCCUCGUGUACAUCCGCGGGUCGGAGGACGACCAAGACAAGUGGUGGGAGACGCCGCACGGAGCGCCGUCGGGGCGCGGCGGCGUGCUCGUGAACGCGCACUACGACAGCGUGUCGACGGGACUCGGCGCGACCGACGACGGCGUGGGCGUCGUGACGUGCCUCCAGCUGAUCAAAUAUUUCACCACCCCGGGCCAUGCGCCCCGCCGCGGCUUGGUCGUGCUGUUCAACAAUGGCGAGGAGGACUUCCUCAACGGCGCUCGUGUCUACAGCCAACACCCGAUCUCCAAGCUGCCGCACACGUUCCUGAACCUGGAGGGCGCCGGCGCCGGCGGCCGCGCGACGCUGUUCCGCAGCUCCGAUACCGAAGUUACGCGCGCGUAUAUGAAAUCGCAGCACCCGUUUGGGUCGGUGCUGAGCGCGAACGGGUUCGAGACAGGCUUGAUCCGCAGCCAGACGGACUAUGUUGUCUUCCAGGGGGAUAUGGGCUUGCGCGGGCUUGACGUCGCGUUCAUGGAGCCCCGUGCCCGGUACCAUACCGAUCAGGACGACACCCGGCAUACGAGCAAGGCGUCGCUGUGGCAUAUGCUGUCGGCAGCGGUGGCGACUACAUCCGGGCUGGUGUCGGACUCGAGUGAUCGGUUCGAUGGGCCGGCGAAGAAUGAGGGCCAGAUUGCCAGUGGUACGGGUACGGAAGCUGUCUGGUUCGACUUGUUUGGGAGCACGUUUGUGGUGUUCCAACUGCAUACGCUGUUUGCGUUGUCGGUGACGCUGCUUAUUGUGGCUCCGCUGGUUCUGCUUAUUACGAGCGUUGCGCUCAGCAGGGCUGACAAGAUGUAUCUGUUUCGAUCGUCUGCAAAGACCGAGGACGGCAUGGUGGUUUCGCUGCGCGGGACGCGCGGGUUCUUCCGGUUUCCGUUCCUCUUUGCGGUCCCGACGGUGAUCACGGUCGCGCUGGCUUAUCUGGUGACAAAGGUCAAUCCUUACAUCAUCCAUAGCAGUGAGUACGCCGUGUGGAGCAUGAUGCUGUCGGUGUGGGUUUUCCUGGCGUGGUUCGUCGCGCGUGUGGCGGACUUUGCACGGCCGUCGGCCUUCCACCGGGUAUACACGUUGACGUGGAUGUUCGUGCUCACUUGGGUUCUCCUGGUUGUUGCGACCGUCUAUGGGAACCGGUGGGGUCUCUCCGGAGGCUACUUUGCAUUCUUCGUCUUUGCCGGCACGUUUGUGGCUACGUGGAUCGCUUACCUGGAGCUCUUCUCCCUGCCGCGGAAGUCGGACUAUGCCGGUCAAUUGACGGGGACUUCGCGACGGGGCAGUGCCUACGACAGCCGACAGGGAGUCGGAUCUGGAGGGGAUGGGGAGGAGGAGGAAGACGAAGAGCCGACAGAGUCGACGUCCCUGCUGGGCAGUGGGCAGCGGACAACGUUUGCAAACUAUGUGCGGGUGGGCGGAGACGCAGAGCACCAUGCCAGCGGGGAAACGGAAGAGUCCGACCCUAAUGUCUACGGUCGUGAACAGCGGUGGAGUGCCCACAUGCCCCGAUGGACGUGGCUCCUGCAGCUCAUUCUGGUUGUGCCGCUGGUGCUGAUCUUCAUCGGGCCGAUUGCACUCCUGUUGACGAGUGCCAUCCACCAGACGGGGCAGGACGGAGGAUCCUCCCUGUUUAUCUACAUUGCCAUUGCUGCUCUCACAACGCUUCUUCUGACGCCUCUGCUACCGUUCGUGCACCGCUACACCUACCACAUCCCGAUGUUCCUCCUUGCCGUCUUUGUCGGCACACUGAUCUACAACCUGUCAGCCUUCCCAUUCUCCGCCAACAACCGUCUGAAGUUGUUCUUUAUACAGCAGGUGGAUCUCGACGCCGGGACGAACCGCGCGUCGCUGACGGGCGUGGCCCCGUUCGUGGAGGAUGUGGCGCAGGGCCUUCCCAGCGUCGCCGGCCAGAACGUCACCUGCGAUUGGCUACGCGACCGCCUCCAGUGCUCUUGGGACGGGCUGACUCCACAGGUGGUUGACGAGACGAAACUGGCGGACUGGGUGUCCUUCACGGCGUCGAGGAGCGCCGAGAAGCGCACCCCGGCCGCGCGGUUCCGCGUCUCGGGCAAGGACACACGGGCCUGCAAGUUGGUGUUUGACACACCAGUCUCCAAGUUCGAGGUGGCGGACUCGGCCUACGACGCGCGGUUCCCGCUUGAAUCGCCGAACGGGACGCGAGAGAUCCGGCUCUGGAGUCGGGAGUGGGCGCAUACAUGGACGGUGGAUGUAGAGUGGCCGAUGGACACGGCGGACACGGAGUUGACGGGACGAGCGGUGUGCCUGUGGAGUGACCACAACCAGCCGGGGCUGAUACCGGCGCUGGAUGAGGUACUGGCGUAUGCGCCCGUGUGGGUGGGGGUGACGUACCUUUAUUGCCCGACGCACGUGUGGAGGGGGCCGUCACGUCACACGUGGAUCCGUAAGGGGUUGGAUCGGACUCGCGUGGACUCAUUCCUUGGUAGUGACCUCCGAACUCUGUUGAAGUUGGAGUAUCAGAAUGCUCCGAUGUUUGUCGGGUUGAGACCUCUGUGGUACGACGGUCUGUGGAUCUCGGGGAAUUCAGGAAUCCCCCGUGUGUUGGUGGUGACUAGUUUAGGUAGUCGGUCGGUUGGCGUGCCGUGGCGUAUUAAGAUGACUUCCCCCGGAUCUCACUCUCACUCUCACCUCAUCUUCCUUCUCUCUCUUCCUCUCCUCUCCUCUCCUCUCCUCCCCUCUCCCUCUCCCUCUCUCACCUCUCCUCCACCAUGCCUGAUCAUGGCCAGUAGUCGUUCCCCCGGUAAUGGCAUCACCGGCGGAUACACCGGCGACAGCAUCGUCGUCCGCAUCGCCAUCGCGACCCUCGCCGGCAUCACCUGGUACAAUGCCAUCGAGCUGAUCAUCCUCGUCUUUGUCACCUUUGCCCGAUAUCGCGGCGUCUACUUCUGGAGUCUGCUCAUCUCCUCCUCCCUCGGUCUGAUCCCCUAUGCCAUUGGCUUCCUGCUCAAGUUCUACCGUCUCGCCGACGCCUGGCUCUCCGUCACCUGCAUCACCGUCGGCUGGUAUUGCAUGGUCACCGGCCAGUCCGUCGUCCUCUACUCGCGCCUGCACCUCGUCCUCCCCAACCAUCGCGUCCUGCGCCGCGUGCUGGCCAUGAUCAUCGUCAACGCCGUCAUCCUGCACAUCCCCACCACCGUGCUCACCUAUGGCUCCAACCUGUCCAGCGGCCGUUGGGCCUACAUCGACGGCUACAACGUCAUGGAGAAGAUCCAGAUGACCGGCUUCUGCAUCCAGGAGUUUAUCCUCUCCGCCCUGUACAUCAUGGAGACCGUCCGCAUGCUGCGCCUCGACCCGGACCCCGCCAAGCGCAAGAUCAUGUACCAGCUCGUCGCCAUCAACCUCAUCAUCAUCUUCAUGGACCUCGGCCUGCUCGUAGUCGAGUACAAGAAUCUCUACAUCAUGGAAACCAUGAUCAAGGGCGUCGUCUACUCCGUCAAGCUCAAGCUAGAGUUCGCCGUCCUCGGGAAGCUCGUCCACCUCGUCCGCCAUCAUGUCUGGAAAACCGAGUCGGCUACCCACCCCGGCACCGCCCCUGGAGAGUUUCCCGACUUCGUCGACGCCACCCGCGUCACCUCCGAUCUCACACACGCUGCGACCGCCCCCGCGCCGCGCCGCCGCGAUCACCCCUACAUGGACUCCGAUGAUGUCGACAUCGCCAUGUUCGAACAUUCCAGCCAUCGCGAGGCCGGCACCUCCGAAGUCUCGCACUCAUGGAGCGGCGACACCCAGACCUGCAACCUGCGCGAUUCAGAUUCGUGGCCCCGCAAACCGAGCAGUCUUUACCUUAAGACGUCGGAUCCAGGAUAA